AUGGCGAAAGAAAAACAACAAGAGAAUGAAAAUUCCGGAGGAAUCCAAGUCCAAGGCAUGCAAUUCUCAUACGACGGACUACAACAACUACCGCCGCUUUUCCUCGAUUUUAACCUCCACGUCUCUCCUGGAUCUCGGUGCCUCCUCGUCGGUGCCAACGGAUCCGGGAAGACGACUUUGCUGAAGAUUUUGGCUGGGAAACAUAUGGUUGGAGGAAAAGACGUUGUGCGUGUGUUGAAUUGUUCCGCUUUUCAUGAUACGCAGCUUGUUUGUAGUGGAGAUCUUGCUUAUUUGGGUGGAUCUUGGAGUAAAAACGUUGGCUGCGCUGGAGACAUUCCACUCCAGGGAGACUUCUCUGCAGAGCAUAUGAUAUUUGGUGUAGAAGGCAUUGAUCCAGAUAGGAGAGACAAGUUGAUUGAGCUGCUUGAUAUUGAUCUGCAGUGGCGAAUGCAUAAGGUUUCUGAUGGGCAGCGGCGUAGAGUGCAGAUCUGUCUGGGUCUUCUUCAUCCAUAUAAGGUCCUCUUACUGGAUGAGGUUACAGUUGACCUGGAUGUUGUUACCCGAAUGGAUUUAUUGGAAUUCUUCAAGGAAGAAUGUGAGCAGAGAGAAGCUACAAUUGUAUAUGCAACUCACAUUUUUGAUGGACUAGAGACAUGGGCAACUCAUUUGGCAUACAUACAAGAAGGUGAACUGAGAAAAGCAGAAAAAAUAUCAGAUGUUAAUGAGUUGAAGUCUUCAACUAAUCUACUAUCUGUUGUUGAGUCCUGGCUCCGUGCUGAAACAAAGAUUGAAAAGAAGAAACCCGUCAACAAUACAUCUAAUGCUCAAGGGAAUUCAUUCGCGAGCUCUCCAUUCUUUUCAUCCAGACACAUGGCAUAUUAUCGAUAG
Molecule: messenger RNA, 888 nt
Organism: Lathyrus sativus (Indian pea)
Lineage: Eukaryota; Viridiplantae; Streptophyta; Magnoliopsida; Fabales; Fabaceae
Source: the annotation of a GenBank genome assembly